This is a messenger RNA of Strongylocentrotus purpuratus (purple sea urchin), 2249 nucleotides long. RefSeq lists its product as uncharacterized. The record is from RefSeq and is a predicted model, not a curated record. NCBI's taxonomy places the organism in Eukaryota, Metazoa, Echinodermata, Echinoidea, Camarodonta, Strongylocentrotidae. The transcript has 3 exons. The coding region runs from base 40 to 519 and encodes 159 amino acids.
AGAAAGAAGCAGGAAGCAAGAAAGAACACUGAAGGAAGAAUGGAGCAGGAAGCAAGAAAGGACACUGUAGAUGGUAUGAAGCCCACCUCUAGAGCAAAAGCAGAUGUCAAAGAAUCAAGAAAUGAUCCUGAAGGGAAACGGGAGCAGGAAGCAAGAAAGGACACUGAAGGAAGAAUGGAGCAGGAAGCAAGAAUGGAGCAGGAAGCAAGAAAGGACACGGAAACGAGAAUGGACAUCAAAGUUGGCAGCUUUGUCGCAGUGAAGGCAGGCAGACAGAAGUGGUAUGCAGGGCUUAUCACACAAGUUGACGGAGAUGAAGGGGACGUCCGUUUUUUGCACCGACCACCAGGUGCUGACUACUACAUAUGGCCCACUGAGGUGGAUUCGUCUUGGCUGAGAAUCGACAAAGUCCUCCCAAUUUCUCCUCCCACUGUGUCAUCGAGAGGGCUGCGGCGAUGGGCAGAUGAGGAGCUAAAUCGUAUUGACAUCCAAAUCAGGGCUUUAGAUUUCGAGGCAUAAAGUUUUGCCAUCUCACUGAGAGGCGAAUGCUUGCGAACCGUUACGAAUUAGCACAGUGCCAUAUAUAGAGAGAGUCUAGCCUACCCUUGUUCAGUAGGUAUCAAUAUGGCGCAUAUUCUUUUGUAAUGUGCUUGCCUAACAAAGCAGUACAAAAUAAAAUGCACCAUGUUGAUACCUACUGUUUACGGAGUUGGCUAUACUCUAUGUAUGGCACUGUGCUCAUUCGCAACGGUUCGCAAGCAUUCGCCUCUCAGUGAGAUACUCCCUUUACCUGAAGAGUUUCAAAAUGUGUAGACAUACGUUAUAUUUCAUGCAUUUAUCUCAUUUGAUGUGAAGAGGUGAAGCAAAUUGAACUUCAUACGAAGGUACUGGGUUAGGCAUCAGUUCCUCUAGCUUUGUUAAAGUGUUGAACUUGUUUACCUGAAGAGUUUCAAAAAGUGUAGACAUACGUUAUAUUUCAUGCAUUUAUCUCAUUUGAUGUAAAGAGAUGAAGCAAAUUGAACUUCAUACGAAGGUACUGGGUUAGGCAUCAGUUCCUCUAGCUUUGUUAAAGCUUUGUUAAAGUGUUGAACUUGUUUACCUGAAGAGUUUCAAAAAGUGUAGACAUACGUUAUAUUUCAUGCAUUUAUCUCAUUUGAUGUAAAGAGAUGAAGCAAAUUGAACUUCAUACGAAGGUACUGGGUUAGGCAUCAGUUCCUCUAGCUUUGUGUAUGCUUAAAAGUGUUGAACUUGUUUACCUGAAGAGUUCCAAGAAGUGUAGACAUACAUUAUAUUUGAUGCAAAUUGAACUUCAUACGAAGGUACUGGGUUAGGCAUCAGUUCCUCUAGCUUUGUUAAAGUGUUGAACUUGUUUACCUGAAGAGUUUCAAAAAGUGAGACAUACGUUAUAUUUCAUGCAUUUAUCUCAUUUGAUGUGAAGAGAUGAAGCAAAUUGAACUUCAUACGAAGGUACUGGGUUAGGCAUCAGUUCCUCUAGCUUUGUGCAUGCUUAAAAGUGUUGAACUUGUUUACCUGAAGAGUUUCAAAAAGUGUUGAACAAAAGUAUAUACACGUUAUCUUGAAUGAAUUUAAAUGUGAUUGGAAUUUACUUAUUACACAUUUCUCAGUUUUAAAUCUAGAAUGAAUUUAAAUGUGAUUGGAAUUUACUUAUUACACAUUUCUCAGUUUUAAAUCUGUUAUUCCACUCUAGUGAAUAGUCAUACAGUGUUAGACUUGUUUAACCUUUAAAAAGACAUCUACAUGUAUUUGUUGAAUUUAUAUAAGUCCUAAUGAAAUGUGUCUUACCCAAUGUAUGAAGUUUUGAACCUAAUUAACCAUCAAAUAAAGACAAAGUCUUUUGAAACACAGAGUUUAACCACUGAAGUGAUAGACUUGUUUACCUGUAGAGCUCAAAAAAGUGUUGCAUGUUAUAGAGUACCGAAGUGAUGACGUCGCAAUUUUUUUUUCUUUUUCAAUUCAUCGUUUUGGAUAUCAUAUCUCGGCGGAGCAUGAUUAAAAACAUCCACAGCCCAAUUUGGUGGGAUAAUGAUGAAAUGCAAAAUCUAUUUUUUUGAUGACGUCACACUUCGGUACUCUAUUUGAAUUUAGAUUUUAAUUUCAUUAUUAACUUUGGAAAUGUUGCAUGUAAAGUUGCUGCGGGCGUGAUGGAUGCUUGAAACAAGACUACCUGCUCACCAGCGUACCGGAGGUACUCGUAAUUACAAAAAUAAAAAAACAAUUGAAAACUGUUA